AUGGCUGCUCGCAUCUUUGCUCUCCUCCUGUUGGCCAUCCCAAUUCAGGCGCAAUCCCCAGUUUGGGGACAAUGUGGCGGAAUUGGCUGGGGCGGCCCGACAACUUGUGUUGCGGGCACAACUUGCGUAUCAUACAGCGAUUAUUACUCUCAAUGCAUUCCUAGUACACAGGCAUCAUCGACUAUACCAACUACCACGCUGGUCACAUCUGUUACACCUCCACCUGUCUCGAGUGCAUCGUCGUCAUCGUCUACAACUCGUGCUACUUCUACUGGUGCGGCGACGUGCUCGGCAUUGCCAGGCUCAAUUAGUCUGAAGGCCAACUCAAAAUUGAAUGACUUGUUCACAAUGUUCAAUGGAGAUAAAGUAACAACAAAGGAUAAAUUCUUGUGUCGUCAGGCAGAGAUGUCAGAGCUGAUCCAGCGCUACGAACUUGGGACUCUGCCAGGCCGUCCUGCUACUGUUACCGCAUCUUUCUCUGGAAAUACGUUGACAAUCAACUGUGGCGAUUCUGGAAAAUCCAUAUCAUUUACUGUUACUAUUACCUAUCCUUCUUCUGGAUCAGCACCUUAUCCCGCCAUCAUUGGCUACGGAGGUGGCAGUCUGCCAGCACCUGCAGGCGUCGCUAUGAUCAACUUCAACAAUGAUAACAUUGCCGCCCAGGUCAACACGGGCAGCCGAGGACAGGGCAAAUUCUAUGAUCUGUAUGGGAAAGGGCAUUCGGCAGGCGCUAUGACUGCGUGGGCAUGGGGAGUAAGCCGUGUUAUUGAUGCUCUUGAAUUGACGCCAUCAGCAAGAAUCGAUACAACCAGAAUUGGCGUGACGGGAUGUUCACGAAAUGGAAAGGGCGCCAUGGUUGCAGGGGCAUUCGAGAAGCGCAUCGUGCUGACGCUUCCCCAGGAAUCAGGCGCGGGGGGUUCUGCUUGUUGGAGAAUUUCAGACUACUUGAAAUCCCAAGGAGCCAACAUUCAAACGGCAUCCGAGAUCAUUGGCGAAGACCCUUGGUUCGCAACAGCUUUCAACAGCUAUGUCAAUCAAGUGCCAACAUUGCCAUUUGAUCAUCAUUCGCUAGCAGCGCUGAUAGCACCGAGAGGCUUGUUCGUCAUUGACAACAACAUUGACUGGCUUGGCCCCCAGAGUUGCUUUGGCUGUAUGACGGCGGCUCGUUCGGCAUGGCAAGCUCUAGGCGUGCCGAAUAACAUUGGUUACUCACAGAUUGGCUCCCACGCACACUGCGCAUUCCCGUCAAACCAGCAGUCUCAGCUUACAGCUUUUGUCCAAAAAUUCUUGCUCAAUCAGUCAACAAACACUGCCAUCUUCCAGAGCGAUUUCACAUUCUCUCCCAGUCAGUGGGUUGACUGGACGACUCCAACCUUGUCCUAA
Molecule: messenger RNA, 1383 nt
Organism: Trichoderma aggressivum f. europaeum
Lineage: Eukaryota; Fungi; Ascomycota; Sordariomycetes; Hypocreales; Hypocreaceae
Product: CAZyme family CE15
Exons: 2
Coding region: 1-1383 (460 amino acids)
Biological process (GO): carbohydrate metabolic process
Cellular component (GO): extracellular region
Molecular function (GO): cellulose binding
Source: RefSeq, a predicted model, not a curated record